Molecule: messenger RNA, 2517 nt
Organism: Geodia barretti
Lineage: Eukaryota; Metazoa; Porifera; Demospongiae; Tetractinellida; Geodiidae
Source: the annotation of a GenBank genome assembly
AUGCGUAUCAAAUCAACCCAGAUCCUUUUUCCAAUCCUCGUUACCCUCUUAGCUCUUUUCAUCAACGCACUCAUUAUGCUUGCGUGCGGCUACCAACCGAUAAAGGCGUUUGUCGCUAUGUAUCAAGGCGCGUUGGGGGGAAUGCGGGAGGUGACGGAGACGUUUGUAAAAACCUGUCCCUUGCUGCUGACGGGGUUGGCUGUAGCGUUCGCAUUUCGGUGCGGUGUUUGGAACAUUGGGGCUGAAGGACAAUACCUCAUCGGUACGCUGGUCACCACUUGGAUCAGUACAUCAAUUGCCAACCUGCCGCCAUUUCUCUUUAUCCCUCUGAUUCUUGGGCUUGGAUUCGCCGCCGGAGGAUUCUGGGGGAUAAUCGCCGGACUGCUCAAAGCCUAUCGCGGUGUGCAAGAGGUCAUCAGCACUAUCAUGCUUAACUUCAUUGCACUUGAACUAGUCCGUUAUUCGAUAGAUGGCGGUCCGCUGCAAGAAGCAACGAAAGCAUAUCAACAGAGCGAAAAAUCGCAGCGAACGCUGUCCUACCCCGUAUACUCCCAAAAGACUCUAAAAUUCAAGGAGAAGGUGAUGACGCAACCGCAGGUGGCACCUUAUGGUUCAUGGAAAUCUCCAAUCAGCGCAAAUCUCAUUUCGACGGAAGGACGCAAGAUAAUAGAAGCCGUAGCCGAUGGAGAAGAUAUCUAUUGGAUUGAGAUGCGUCCGACUGAGAGCGGUCGCUAUGUCAUCGUUCGACGGACUCCAGACGGGCAGACGACCGAUGUGACGCCACCCCCUUUCAACGCACGGACGCGAGUCCAUGAGUACGGUGGUGCGGCGUUCGUCGUCAGUGAUGGUACGGUCUACUUUUCAAACUUUGCUGAUCAACGUCUCUACCGCCAGAUUUCCGGAUCAGAGCCACAACCGAUUACCCCCGAAGCCGCGCUGCGCUAUGCAGAUGGCGUUGUUGACGCCACACGGAAACGCCUAAUCUGUGUCCGUGAAGACCAUACCGAUACCGAGCGCGAAGCCGUCAACGCACUGGUAGGUAUUGGGCUGGGCGGAACAGAGGACGGACAGGUGCUUGUCAGCGGCAACGAUUUUUAUGCAGCACCGCGCCUGAGUCCCGAUGGCACGCAUUUGGCGUGGAUGGCUUGGAACCACCCGAAUAUGCCUUGGGAUGGUGCUGAACUUUGGGUUGGGGAGAUCAGUGCCGACGGGUCACUUGACAGAACCGAGCGCGUGGCAGGUGGCGUUGAUGAAUCGAUCUUUCAACCCGAAUGGUCGCUAGAUGGCACGUUAUACUUCGCCUCCGAUCGAACGGGAUGGUGGAAUCUCUAUCGCUGUCAUGCUGGAACCGUCGAACUGCUAUGCGAGAUGGAAGCGGAGUUCGGGAGACCACAGUGGAUAUUUGGCAUGUCCACCUAUCGAUUUGUCGCCGCUAAUCAGAUUAUCUGUACUUACACGCGGGAUGGUAUCUGGUAUCUAGCAAGUUUGGAUACCGUAACACGAAGGCUCGAUCAGAUUGAGACGCCCUACACAUCAAUUGCCAAUCUGCAAGCUAUCCCCGGCGGAAUCCUGUUCAAUGCCAGUUCAGCGACGGAAUCGGCAUCAAUCGUCCGCCUUGACCUUGCCACGAGACAAUUCGAGGUCGUAUGCCGUCCAAGUGAGAUAGAGAUUGAUGCCGGAUAUUUCUCAGCCCCCCAAGCGAUUGAAUUCCCGACCGAAGACAAUCUCAGUGCCCACGCCUUUUUCUAUCCUCCACAAAAUCGUGACUACGCCGCACCUGCCGACGAUCUGCCCCCGCUCCUCGUCAUCAGCCAUGGCGGUCCGACCUCAGCAACUUCGGCUGCGUUCAGCCUAGAGAUUCAAUACUGGACGAGCCGGGGGAUUGCUGUCCUCGAUGUGAACUAUGGCGGCAGCAGCGGCUAUGGCCGCGCCUAUCGCCAGCGACUUAACGAUCAGUGGGGCAUUGUUGAUGUUGACGAUUGUGUGAACGGGGCGCGAUACCUCGCCGAACACGGCUAUGUAGACGCGAAUCGGCUAGCAAUUCAAGGCGGAAGUGCGGGCGGCUAUACAACGCUCUCGGCGUUGACCUUCCGUGACGUUUUCAAAGCGGGUGCUAGUUACUACGGGAUCAGCGACCUUGAAGCGAUGACAAGGGACACACACAAGUUUGAAUCCCGCUAUCUGGAUAGCUUGAUUGGACCCUAUCCUGAAGAGCGCGAUCGCUACCGGGAGCGAUCGCCAAUCCACUUUACAGAUCGCCUUUCAUGUCCCUUGAUUCUUUUUCAGGGGCUUGAAGAUAAAGUUGUUCCUCCCAAUCAGGCGGAGAUGAUGGUCGAAGCGUUGCGUACGAAAGGGUUGCCUGUUGCUUAUGUUCCAUUUGAAGGUGAACAGCACGGAUUCCGCCGAAGCGAAAACAUCCAGCGUUCACUUGAAGCGGAACUCUACUUUUACGCGCAGGUUUUUGGAUUUGCACCUGCGGAUGCCAUAGAACCGGUGAUAAUUGAGAACCUUUCGUAA